Letharia columbiana is the source of this 1551-nucleotide messenger RNA. RefSeq lists its product as uncharacterized. Bases 1 to 1551 code for a protein of 516 amino acids. The transcript has 5 exons. Gene Ontology annotation, cellular component: cytoplasmic stress granule; P-body. NCBI's taxonomy places the organism in Eukaryota, Fungi, Ascomycota, Lecanoromycetes, Lecanorales, Parmeliaceae. The record is from RefSeq and is a predicted model, not a curated record. Gene Ontology annotation, molecular function: RNA helicase activity; ATP binding; mRNA binding. Gene Ontology annotation, biological process: P-body assembly; cytoplasmic stress granule assembly.
AUGGCUUCAGCGCUGGUGGAUCAAGCCGCCAAGAUGAAAAUCGGUGACAGUACUUCGGCUAAGAGUGAGACUGAGAAGCCCAAGGCUCCUGGCAGAGACACUCGACCACAGACUGAGGAUGUCACGGCCACCAAGGGCCUUGAGUUCGAAGAUUUCGUUCUCAAGCGAGACCUUCUCAAAGGAAUCCACGCGGCAGGAUUUGAAAAGCCUUCACCCAUCCAAGAAGAAACCAUACCCGUCGCCUUAACAGGGCGAGAUAUAUUGGCAAGAGCAAAGAACGGCACAGGCAAGACUGCUGCGUUCAUAAUACCCACACUAGAGAAGAUCGAGCCGGAAAAGCAGAAGACCCAGGCUUUGAUCAUCGUGCCCACAAGGGAGCUUGCUCUACAGACAUCACAAGUUUGCAAAACCUUGGGCCAGCAUCUGGGCAUCAAUGUCAUGGUCACGACCGGUGGCACCGGUCUCAAAGACGACAUCAUUCGCCUGCACGAAACGGUUCACAUUAUUGUUGGCACUCCUGGCCGGAUAGCAGAUCUUGCGAGAAAGGAGGUCGUCAAACUUGACGAAUGUACUACAUUUGUCAUGGACGAAGCCGACAAGCUUCUCUCUCCGGAAUUUACGCCCACAAUUGAACAACUGCUCGGUUUUCACCCUAAAGAGCGCCAAGUCAUGCUUUUCAGCGCCACCUUCCCAAUAAUAGUCAAAUCAUUCAAAGAUAAACAUAUGACUAACCCGUACGAAAUCAACUUGAUGGACGAGCUCACUCUGCGAGGUAUAACGCAGUACUACUGCUUCGUAGAAGAGAAACAGAAAGUCCACUGUCUCAAUACCCUCUUCUCCAAACUCCAGAUCAAUCAGUCCAUCAUUUUCUGCAACUCCACAAAUCGAGUGGAGCUGCUUGCGAAGAAGAUAACCGAACUUGGAUACUCCUGCUUCUAUUCUCACGCUAAGAUGCUGCAACACAAUCGUAACCGCGUGUUUCAUGACUUCCGGAACGGUGUAUGCCGCAAUCUCGUUUGCUCUGAUCUUCUUACCCGCGGUAUCGACAUUCAGGCUGUUAAUGUAGUCAUCAAUUUUGAUUUCCCAAAGAAUGCGGAGACCUACCUCCAUCGUAUUGGUCGAUCUGGACGUUUCGGACAUUUGGGAGUGGCGAUCAACCUGAUCAAUUGGGAUGAUCGCUUCAACCUCUACAAAAUUGAGCAGGAGCUCGGUACCGAGAUUGCAGCCAUCCCACAAUCCAUUGACAAGAAGCUCUACGCUUACGAUUCUCCCGAAAACAUCCCUCGCCCAGCAUCAAACCUUGGGUCCGAACGUCAGGCAUCUGGCCAAGGCCAACAAGGUGGACCCAACCAGCGACCCAAUCGUGGCCUUAGCAAUUCCAAUGGAAGCUACUCUGGCCAAGGACGCAAUCAAGCCAACGGACGUGGACCUCAACAAACCAACGGGACCAACUAUCAGAACAACUCACGUUACCCGGGUCAAUCGAAUGGAGGCCAGAGAGAAAUACGCACCCAGCUUUCAGCGCCUUCGCUUCAACAUACACCGAACUAG